Messenger RNA from Sardina pilchardus (European sardine), 1296 nucleotides. RefSeq names its product cold inducible RNA binding protein a (gene cirbpa). Gene Ontology annotation, cellular component: spliceosomal complex. Gene Ontology annotation, molecular function: RNA binding. The transcript has 7 exons. The record is from RefSeq and is a predicted model, not a curated record. NCBI's taxonomy places the organism in Eukaryota, Metazoa, Chordata, Actinopteri, Clupeiformes, Clupeidae. Gene Ontology annotation, biological process: positive regulation of mRNA splicing, via spliceosome. The coding region runs from base 130 to 744 and encodes 204 amino acids.
CCUCCUCCACAAAAACCGCCUUGUCUACUUGCGCCGCGACGUCAUUCAUUUUACCACGAACCCCGGAUUCAGGCGGACAUCACGAAGAACAUCCCUUGCUCAGCAGCAAACGAGGUGUAGACCAACGCCAUGUCUGACGAGGGAAAGCUGUUUGUCGGUGGACUUAGCUUCGACACAACGGAGCAGUCCCUUGAAGAGGCUUUCUCUAAGUAUGGAGUUAUCUCAAACGUUCACGUUGCCAGAAAUCGGGAAACCCAGAAAUCGCGUGGUUUUGGUUUCGUCACAUUCGAGAACCCGGAUGAUGCGAAAGACGCCUUGGAGGGAAUGAAUGGAAAGUCUGUUGACGGCAGAACAAUCCGCGUGGACGAGGCCGGGAAGCCCGGUGGCGGCCGCUCAGGCGGUGGCGGCGGCGGAUACCGUGGUGGCGGAGGCGGCGGCGGAUUCUUCCGUGGAGGUCGUGGCAGAGGUGGGCCACGAGGUGGCGGAGGAUACGGAGGCGGUGGUGACCGUGGAUAUGGUGGCGGCGGAGACCGUGGUUACCGUGGUGGUGGCGGUGGCGGCGGCGGCGGUGGUGAUCGUAGCUAUAGCAGAGGAGGCGGCGGCGGCUACUCCAGCCGGAGUGGAGGCUACUCCUCAGGGGGAAGCGGUGGCUACAGCCGGGACAGGGACCAGUCUGGCGGCUAUGGUGACAGGUCUGGGGGUUCGUACAGAGAAGGCUAUGACCGCUACGCUUCGUUCGACUAAAUAUGAGCCUGCUCCCUCUUUGCCCUGAGAUCAACACCUCACAAAGAUGCCCACCGCAAGAAAACCCAAAUUGGUCAAGUUAUCUCUUUCUUGUUUUCUUGGCGAUUUGCAAAUCGCGUUUUCCUAUGUUGAAUUUUACUUACUUGCGUGCAUCUUUGUUUUGUGGGGGGGGGAAACACAAAAAAGGGGGGGAUGUUACGUUUCUGACAAGACCGUCAGAACAAGUUAAAAGCAAAUCUGCCUCGUUGGCAUCACACAGCCUCAUUUGCAGCAGAAUCUUGGUCCUUCAUCCAGUAAAAUCAGGCAGCCUCGUUUGUGAAUCAAAAGAAACGAAUUGACCUUUUUUAUAUUUGAUUUGUCAGUGAAGGGUGACGUCCUGCUAUCUUAGGACCCAACCAAUCCUAACAGUUUGCUCCGUUGUAGUUCUCUUGGUCUCUGAGAUAUCUAUGAACAUAAUGUCCCAUUUCCUUAAGAUGACCCAACUUUUUUAUAUGUAUUGUAAAGGCUACUUUCUACGUCCAUGUGAAGAGUAAAGUUACGCAUAAGCAGUCA